AUGUCACCAAUUACUCGUAGUCAAACAAGUCUAAGACGUUGGUUAUAUCCUGUUUUCCCAACAUCGGCCCAAAUUGAAGAUGCUUUUCAAAGUUCUGUAGUGCGUAUACAAGGGGAUGCACGAAAACUGCUUGGUGUAAAUUUAUCUGUACUAGAAAUUCGUCAAAAUCUUUACAACAGUAAUUUACAAGAAUAUUGGUUGGUUAAUAAUUUCGAAGCUUUACAAGAUGUUAUGUAUUAUAUAAUGAAAAGAAAAUUAUUCAAAAAAUAUAAAGACCAAUUAAUUGCUGCUGGAGUAGAAGUUGCAAAAAUAAUGGAUUCGAUGCAAUUAUCAAUUAUGACAAUUAUUGAUGAUAGCAAUAAAAAUCCAAAUAAUUCAUUGCAUUAUCAUUUUGGUGAUAUUGAUGGUACUAGAGGAAAGCAAGAGUCAUUAAUUAUAAUAAUUCUUGGAGAUAUUCAAUACCAUUUCGAAAAUAUUAUUAGCAGAUUAGAUGUUGUUAAUGACCAGCGGCUGACUAAUCAACAUCACAAAUUAAAUUCUGUUCAACUACGUGGCAAAGUAAAAGAACAAGUUUUAAGAUAUGUCGAAGAAGAAAUUUCAAAAAGAUCACCAGAUUUGAUUAAUCAUGGCAAUAUUAAUAAAGAUCAAUUAACAAAAAUUAUACAUGGAUCAAGUACUGACUAUGCUUUGUAUACAAGUGGUGCACAAAUAAUAAAUAAAUUGACAUCAAGAGUUUACGAAGAAUGGCCAACAAAAAUGCAUCAAAGAAUAUGGGGUUACUUCACACAUCGUAAUCUUGUAAAAAGUCGUGAGCCUGAUGUGGUCAUCAAACCAAACAUUAAUGUUGACAAUAAAGAACUUUUUAGUGAUAAUGAUUCAAAGACAAAAACUACUGCAACUGACAAAAAAUUUAAAUUAUUCAACAAAAAAGUUUUAAAAAAUAAAGAUUUCAACAUUUUUUUGGGUCAAUAUCAAUAUGACUUAACGGGAAAACCUUUACAAUUAUUCCAUUUACCAGAAUCAAUUGCAAGAACCAACAAUAAACGUAUUCAAGCAAUAAUCAUGAAAAUUUUAAACAAUCACGAGAAUCCAAAAUUUACUUGUUUAUAUCGGCUUCAACGUUUAAAUGAAGAUGCAAAAAAUUAUAUUAAACCAGAUCCAGUACCGAUAUUUGAUGAAAUGAUAAAUUUUUUUGACGAAGCACCUUCUAAAGAAUUAUUAAAAAAAAAUGAUAAUAAAAUGAUGACUUCUAAAGGUAGAUCAACUAAGAAGAAAUUAGAUGAUGAUGUUUCUUCAUCUCCUUCAAAUCUAAUUGAGCAACAUUAUGAAGAUGAUAAGAAUGGAUUCUCAUUGAUAGACAAAUUAAUAACAGAUAAAGAUAAAAAAUUACAAAGUUUAAAUAAAGAAACUCAAACUGGAGUAGUAAGAAUUAUAUCAGACAUUUUUUCUACUGCUGAUCAAGUUACUUAUAAUUUUCAUAUACAUUCAGGUUAUAACAACACCAUCAUCACAUUAGCAAAUUCUCGUGGUGAUUCAUUAAUUACAAAAUCAAGUGGAAUUGUAGGCUUUAAAAAAGCUCAACGUGGUGGCUAUGAAGCAGCUCAUCAAACUGCUUCAGCUGUCAUCAAUGCAAUCAAAGAAAAAAAAAUUAAAGUUAGAAAUGCAGAAAUAUUUCUUAAAGGCUUUGGUGCCGGUAGAGAAGCUGCAUUCAAAGCUAUUGCCUCAGCUGAAAAUGAAUGGAGUAUUAAAAGAGUAACUGAUUCAACUCCAACUCCAUUCAAUGGUUGUCGCCCCAAAAAAACAAGAAGAUUAUAA
This is a messenger RNA of Entrophospora sp. SA101, 1815 nucleotides long. The record is from the annotation of a GenBank genome assembly. NCBI's taxonomy places the organism in Eukaryota, Fungi, Glomeromycota, Glomeromycetes, Entrophosporales, Entrophosporaceae.